Lolium perenne is the source of this 773-nucleotide messenger RNA. NCBI's taxonomy places the organism in Eukaryota, Viridiplantae, Streptophyta, Magnoliopsida, Poales, Poaceae. The record is from RefSeq and is a predicted model, not a curated record.
ACACAUGGGAAAUUUUGCUGUUGAAGUAAGGAGGGUGGCUUUGCAGCUCAUGGAGGCAAUACUUGAAGGCCUGGGAUUGGGCAAGGAUUACCAACAUGAGAAAUUUGAAGAAGGAUUGCAGCUAAUGUCAGUGAAUUGCUACCCUAAAGAAUCAGAAGGUGAUGUGGCGAUAGGGCUGGCACCGCAUUCUGAUUACGGAUUCCUUACCAUCUUGCUCACAAGUUGUCGGGGCCUGGAGGUCGUUGAUCGCAACAGCAACAGCUGGAAAGUGGUACAGCAACUUCCACAUGCAUUGAAUGUCCACGUAGGAGACCACAUGGAAGUUCUGAGUAAUGGUCGAGUAAAGACUGUUGUGCACCGUGCUCUUCUGAAUCCUGAAGAAGAAAGGAUCUCUAUAGCUAGCAUCCUUGGUUUUGCACUGCAUGAGAAGGUCGCAUGUGCCAAAGAGCUAGUGGAUGAACAAAAUCCCAAAAAGUACAAAGAGAGCAGUUUCAACGACUUUCUAGAUUUUCUCACAAGUAAUAUGGACAACAAGGACAGGAACUUUCUUGGGAGCAUUAGGAUGUGAGGAGCAUAAUUACUAAUUGAGGUAUAAUCUUUACUUGAAGCCCCAAAGCAGAUGCUAUGAGAAGCUCUACGCUUACAAAGAUUCCCCCUGUCUGUUUGGAUUACUUAUCUGUAAUAGUUCUAAAUCAUGUAUCGGUAGUUUGUUCCCAUGUUUUUUUUUUCCCUUUCAUCGUUAUAUUGUAACUGGUCUGUAACAGGUAAAGAAA